This is a messenger RNA of Blepharisma stoltei, 1269 nucleotides long. Lineage: Eukaryota; Ciliophora; Heterotrichea; Heterotrichida; Blepharismidae. The record is from the annotation of a GenBank genome assembly.
AUGAUGUCUGGAAAAAGAAAUCUGACUCGUGAAAAUUUAGAGCAAGUCUUAAACUUACCUGAAGAGGAAUCUAUCAUGGCGAAAUUCUUGAGAGACAACCAAAUUCAUAAUAUUGCGGAACUACAAGAAAUCCAAGAAAACAUGCCUUUAGCCAUGAUGUAUUAUAACCAAGAAGAACAAAGUGAGCCUUAUCUCUUUCGUAAAAUAUCAUCUACCUCCACAGUAAAAUCAGUCUAUUUUGAUUCAAGCAACACAAACUCCUCGCCCUCAAGCCUUUCAAGUGAUACUUUAGAUCAUGAUAUGAACAUUUUACUUAGUCUCGGAUUAGAAGGCAGAGUUCAUUUUAAUAUAAUGCUGGCUGGAGAUUCUGGCUUAGGGAAAUCUACUUUUAUUCAGACCUACCUUGCACUCAAAUUUUUUGACAUCUCCAGCUCUAUUUUUCAUGAAGACAAAGGAAUUUAUCCAGCCACAAAAGAUAUUACCCAUAAUCAAGCUGUAAAAACAUUGGAUAAUCUGACUUUGCUAGUUGAUAUGGUUGACACCCCUGGCUAUGGUGGUGAUUUCAAAGACAUAAAAGCGUGGAUCAAUUACAUCGAGAGAUUCCUGAUCACACAAAUCAAGUUAUUUUACAAGCGAAAUUCUUCAAACCCAGAAACAAUUAAAGACGACACAAGGAUUCAUCUUUGCAUGUAUUUUGUUGAGGGUCCAAAAUUGAAGGAAAAUGAUAUUUAUGCAUUAAAAAUCUUGCAAAAAUACGUAAACGUUAUACCUAUUCUAGCAAAAGCAGACAUUUGCACUAUUGAAGAAAUAAAAAGAUUUAAGAAAAACAUUAUCAAGCAGGCUCAAUAUGAAGAUAUAGUUUUUUUUGAUUGUGUAAGCUGCUUAGGAUCUUUGAAAGAUGAACUGUUUUCUGGGCCGCUAGGAUUAUCUCCGCCAUUUGCAAUCAUUUCUGGGAUAACCUUAGUAGAGUUGAAUGAAAGAUGUAUUUACGGACGACAAUAUCCUUGAGGAAUCGCAGAUAUGAACAACCCCAGACACUGUGACUAUUUAUUGUUCAAUAGAUUUUUAAUUGGCUAUUUUCUGCAGUCAGCAAUAAAAAGCACCAAGAUUUUGUCUGACCGUGUAUUUUUGGAGCAAAGCCAAUUAAAAAAGCAAAAGAAAGAAAGUGCUAAGCAACAAAAACUAGCAAGCAGAAUAGGAAAAGCAGCUAUCUUCCCGUUGGCAGCAGCAGCACUAAUCGGCUAUUUCAGUCUCAAAAAGCGCAUGUAA